UCGAUACAUUUCCACUGAAAUCCUCUUCGGACAGAAAGACAGAGAGGGAGAAAUCACCACCGCGAAAAAUGGCUUCCUUCGACGCGUUCAGCAUGGACGGCGACGAUCUCCACGCCCCCAACAGCCACUUUGACCAGGACGAUGUCGUCGUCGAGAGCUACGCUGACUACGGCUCCUACACUGACCCCGCUGCCGCCGCCCCUGCCUCCCCGGAUGUUUUCGGAUUCGAAGAUCCCAGCCCCAACUACUCCCACUCCACUCCUUUCGAUUCCGUUCCCGUUGAGAACGGCAACGGCAAUGGCUACGGCGUCGGCGAGAACGGAAUCGACGAUGGCGUCUUCACAUCGGACGGUCCCGUGCUCCCGGAACCUAGCGAGUUUGUCGAGGAAGGUGCAGCUCUUCGUGAGUGGCGCCGUCAAAAUGCAAUCCUACUUGAGGAGAAGGAGAAGAGGGAGAAAGAACUGAGGAACCAAAUUAUUGAAGAGGCUGAGGAGUUCAAGCAUGCAUUCUACGAGAAAAGGAAGCUUAACGUUGAGACCAACAAGGUCGAGAACAGAGAAAAGGAGAAGUUAUUCUUGGUUAAUCAAGAGAAUUUCCAUAAAAAUGCUGACAAGCAAAGUUGGAAAGCAAUCGCGGAGCUCAUUCCUCACGAGGUUCCCAACAUUGAGAAGAGGAGAGGCAAGAAGGACCAGGAAAAGAAACCAGGGAUCCAAGUCAUUCAGGGCCCAAAGCCUGGAAAACCCACUGAUCUUUCGCGUCUGCGGCAAAUACUCGUGAAGCUGAAGCAUAAAACUCCACCUCACAUGAUUCCACCCCCACCCGCUCCAGCCAAAGACGCCAAAGACGCCAAAGAUGGGAAGGCUCCUGCCAAAGAUACCAAAAAUGUAAAGGAUGCAGCACCAAAAGCUAAUGGGUCUGCAGAAGCUGAGGUGCCUGCUUCAGAAGCCAAGGAUGCCACCUCCAAUAGUUCUUCAGAUGCACCCGAACAAGCCGCUCCGGCACCUACUGAGGAACUCACUGCUUGAUUUGAUUCCUUCCGUAUUUUAUUGAUCGAUUUUAUUAUUUUUGAGAUUCUAAUUAACUAUCGGCUACGUAUCGCCGGAUUCAUUUGCUACCGCUUAUCAGAAUAUUGUAAUAUUUGGCUUUUGAGAUUUGGAAUUUUCAUUGUUUACACACAUUUUAUGAAUAUUACUUUUUUGGACCA
Molecule: messenger RNA, 1204 nt
Organism: Pyrus x bretschneideri (Chinese white pear)
Lineage: Eukaryota; Viridiplantae; Streptophyta; Magnoliopsida; Rosales; Rosaceae
Product: clathrin light chain 1-like
Exons: 3
Coding region: 69-1025 (318 amino acids)
Biological process (GO): clathrin coat assembly; intracellular protein transport; clathrin-dependent endocytosis
Cellular component (GO): plasma membrane; clathrin coat of trans-Golgi network vesicle; clathrin coat of coated pit
Molecular function (GO): structural molecule activity; clathrin heavy chain binding
Source: RefSeq, a predicted model, not a curated record